This is a messenger RNA of Lindgomyces ingoldianus, 10092 nucleotides long. Its product is annotated as Sec63-domain-containing protein. Gene Ontology annotation, cellular component: nucleus. NCBI's taxonomy places the organism in Eukaryota, Fungi, Ascomycota, Dothideomycetes, Pleosporales, Lindgomycetaceae. The transcript has 15 exons. The coding region runs from base 1 to 10092 and encodes 3363 amino acids. Gene Ontology annotation, molecular function: ATP binding; nucleic acid binding; ATP hydrolysis activity. The record is from RefSeq and is a predicted model, not a curated record.
AUGCGUGCGAAAAAGAUGGUAUUUUACUUUUCAGUUCCCACUGAAAAGCAAGCCCGGCAUCUGUGCGACAGUCAGCCUGCGGGGGGAACCGGGUUCAUGCCCGUUCUUCAAACGGGAGCUAGAGGGCGAGCAGGCAGCGCAACCUCGAGCAGUAAACAAAGCAAAGGAUAUGAGAAGGAUCGUGUUGUUGACAUUUACAAGCGUUUCGGGUGCUAUAUGGUGUGUGGCAUUAUGUUGAUGGGUAGCCGAACAGCGCCAUGUGAUUCGCUGGAUCUGCUGCCCCUGUCUCCCUCGAGUCGGCAUCUCCAAAACAAUACCGUCGACCUCGUGCGACAGGCCCAGGCAGGCUCGGAUCCUAUGCGCCAGGCAACCCUCCCGGUAGUCCCUGAAAAGACGCCCGCCGCGUUUUCAACCAUGGCACUACAAACACCUAGAAGACUCGCACCUCCGCGCCCCUCGCUCUCUAAUACCGCUUCGUCACCAAACCUAUCCCUCGCCGCCAGUACCGCUAUCGCACGGAAAGCCUCACUCAAUGCAUUGAUAGGUGCUCCAGUCACCCCAGGGAACAAAAUGGCGGGUGACGGCCAAGAUAUCGAGGUGGGUGACACCGUUGACGUCCCCGGUGGCAUGUAUGGGGUCGUAAAGUUCAUCGGAAGUGUGCGCGGCAAGAAGGGUGUCUUCGCUGGCGUCGAGCUAGGCAGAGAAUAUGCUACGCGUGGUAAGAAUGAUGGGGAUGUAGAUGGCACCAGAUAUUUCACGACCUCUGUUCCUGGCUCCGGCAUCUUCUUGCCUAUCCACCGAGCUUCUAAACGUGCCUCCCCUACACUAUCAUCGGACACGUUCCCUCCCACGCCUACAACACCCUCCUUCUCCAACUUUAGUCUCUCUACUACCGAAAAGCCCAAAUUCAGCCCAGAUGCUCCAUCAAUACCCAAAUUUUCUCAGUCCGUAGGACCAGGCGCCCGCGCACCGAGUCCCAACUUCAAACCUAAAGGCAGGCCAUCCCUUCCUCGGCCUGAAUCUCCAUUCAGAAGGCAACCGAACCUAGCACCCACUCCAGGAAGGACCCUAUCGACAACCCCAGCAGGUUUCUCAAAGAGUGCGAUCGGACCACCAAGAUUCAAUAGUCCUGGCCCCAAAGCUGGAGGUUUCCAAAAACCCCGAACACCAGGACCUCCUCGGCCAUACUCACGAAACAACUCUCGCUUAGGACAACACGAUGUUAUCGAUGAAGAUGCAGAAACGACACCAACUGGUGUCUCACGGACAAGCAACGACUCCACCUCAAACUUUAAAGGGCGACGUCCUGGGUCUGGUCAAGCACAAGAGGAGGUGAAACGACUCAAGAAUAUGCUAGAGGAACGAGAUAAGCAACUGAAAGAGCAAGCGUCAUCUUUGGCAGAGAUGGAGGCUAGUCUAUCAGAAAUACAAAACCUCAUUCCUGAAGAGGGCCUGGACCUGGGACGUUCGCGGAGCAACGGAAAUGAAUCCGGCGACGUAGCCCAGUUGCGAAUUCUCCUUCGCGAAAAGAACGAAAGGAUCUCUCUGCUUACAGCCGAAUUUGAUGCCCAUCGAGCCGACUUCCGAAGCACAAUAGAUACGCUGGAGAUGGCGAGUACGGAGACAGAGCGUGUCUACGAGAGAAAGGUAGAAGAGCUUCAGAGCGAAAUCCGGGAACUUCACGAACGAGGGGAAGACGUGGAAAGUGUAGCGAGGCAGCUGAAGCAAUUGGAAGAGCUUGUCCAGGAGCUGGAGGAAGGACUUGAGGAUGCAAGGCGGGGAGAAGCAGAAGCACGUGGGGAGGUUGAGUUUCUUCGGGGUGAGGUAGAACGUGGCCGCUCAGAACUUCGUCGAGAACGAGAGAAAGCUGCUGCGGCCCUGAAAGGCGCUGGUGCGAUGGUGGACAAUCCACUUAGCCCGGGAUCUAGGGAGGUUGAGCAGCGAGACGAUGAGAUUCGUGGCCUCAAAGCUAUUAUUCACUCCCUUAGCUCUGGCCCUGAGGAACACGGUCGAUCUCUCCUAUCACGCCAAGGCUCAAUGGCGAACGCUGAAGAUCUCAAGUCUGCAGAGGCAAAUGUUGAACGCCUAGAACGCGAAAAAGAGGAGCUGCGAGGUCUUGUGGAGCGGAAAGCCUACAGGGAAGAGGAACUGGAGCGAGAAAUUGAAAGGUUGAAAACCCAGGUCGGAAUUGCAGAGCAACGCGAGAGUGUAAUUAGCAACGGCAUGUCAGAGCGAACUGCAACACAGGAACAUCGGUCUUCUGGACGAGACUCGAAGGGCACCGUUGUCAGCUGGAGAGGGUCACCACAGCUUACUCGUCAUGAACCAGCCUCAGCCUUAGAACCGAUGAUCGAGUCUGAUGGGCAUUCGUCUGCUGACGGCAGUGUUCUCUGGUGCGAGAUCUGCGAAACUGGAGGUCAUGAUAUCCUCAACUGCGCCGCUAUGGGUGGGGACGGCGUGGCAAAGCCGCAAGAGAACGGCAAGCACAGCGGGAAAGAAGCCGUUAUUGAAGGCCUGCGCAACCUAUCCAUGUCCUCCGGUCGCUCUCGGACUACACCUCACACCCCCGCGAAGGCACCAGGGAGCGCACCAACCGCUCCUCUUCCGACCCCAUACAACUCAUCGCUUGUGCCCCCCAAGGGUGCAACCGUAGCUGACCCGGACAAAUGGUGUGCUCUCUGUGAGAGUGAGGGACAUGAUGAUGGGGAUUUGAGACUCACGAUUUACUACCUAAUAGAGACUGAUACAAUGAUGCAUCUCCUGUGUUGUUCAAGAAGCAAGUGCCGGAUAGUAGAGUUUAUCUCUCAGCUUCAAACCCUUCAAAUAUGCAGUCUUACAGAUGAAAUAGCGCCAUGCGAUUUUGCACUAAAGGCGUUCAUUGCCUAUCCGCAGCUUUCCAAGGUUUUACUUCACUUUUCUGGGCUUCAGCAUUUCGUCCUCCAUUGCCUCAACUUUUGCGCUCUAUUGCCUUCCACCGACACCCCCUCGGCACGUGGUACGACGCGACUUCCAAAUAAUCCAAUAACCCCAAAACCAGAUAUUUCCUUCAUUCGUUCCGCUGAGAUGGCGGACAGGAAGGAAAACAACCUCGCGCAGUUCAAAUAUGCGGCCAUGUCCAAUUUGGUCCUCCAGGCGGAUCGACGCUUUGUCACACGCCGAGGAGAUGAGAACACUGGUGAUCCAGAGUCGCUCGCCGGUCGAAUUAACAUCCGGGAUAUGGGCGGGCGCACUGCGAGGGACAACGCCCCCACGGAUCAGAAGAAGUCUAAGGGUCCCCUUGGUGUCGAGCGGGGAAGUAUAAACGAAGGAGCCGAGGUGUUCGAGCGCGAACAGCGGAAGAGGAAGAGAGGAGAUGGAGCAGGCGCUCUUGGAGCAAAUCAAGUGGCCCAGCAAGACCUUUUCGUCGAAGAUCUCAAAUACAAACCGCGAACUCCUGCGACUCGAGCGACUUACGAGCUGAUUACGACAAUUGUAGGCAAGAACCUAGGAGAUGUCCCUACACAUGUUACAAGGAGUGCUGCCGACGCCGUUCUUGAAUAUCUCAAGGACGAAGACCUGAAAGACUUCGAUAAAAAGAAGGAGGUUGACGAUAUUCUUGGUACAUCUAUGGGACCAAAAGAGUUUAACGAGCUGGUCAGCCUCAGCAAGAAGAUCACGGACUAUGAGGCCCAAGACGAGGAUGAGGACGCAGAUGAAGGUGCGGAAGCUGCUGAUGACGCUGAGGUUGAUGAAAACCAAGGUGUCGCGGUUGUUUUCGAUGAAGACGAGGACGACGAGAACGCAGGUCAGACCUUUGAGGUGCGAGACGAAGACACCUCGGAUGAGGACGAGGAUGAGGAGCCUGAACAAGAUACAGACGCUCCCGGCCCGGAGCGCAAUCUAGGCGACAUAGAAGAGAUGAUUCUCCAAGGCGAUGUGGCCGCGUCUACGGACAAUAAGAAAGAGGUAGACCAGCUCAUACCCGCCCACGAGAUUGAUGCGUACUGGUUGCAGAGGCAAAUUGGUCAAAUUUACGAAGACGCCCACACACAGCAAGAGAAGACCCGAGAUGCGCUCAAGAUCCUAUCUGGACUUACAGAAGACGAGGAAGACAAGCCCUUGCGUGAGAUUGAAAACGACCUGAUGGAGCUCUUUGAUUAUGAACACCACGAGCUCGUCACAAAGCUAGUUCUCAACCGAGACAAAGUUGUCUGGGUCACUAAAUGGAGGCGUGCGGCCGAAGACCAGGAUGAACGAGCAGCAGUUGAGCGAGAAAUGAAGGCUGCUGGACACCGAAAAAUUCUGGAAGAGUUGCGUGCACGAGAGACUGGAACUGCAGCGGCGGAUUCUACAGGCGCAAAAAAAUUGAAAUUUGAUCUGAUGGAUAUCGAUAUCCCAACUGUAUCGAAAGACACGGAGAUGGAGGAUGCUCCUAAACACGAGGGCUUGGUUGGAGGACUCCAGCCGUCAGGACGUCUAAUCACAUUAGACAACCUUGUCUUUGACCAGGGCAACCAUCUCAUGACAAAUCCGAGUGUUAAACUCCCCCAAGGAUCCACUCGGCGUCAGUUCAAAGGAUAUGAGGAGAUACACGUUCCAGCUCCUAAGGCAAGGCGUGAUCCAAAUGAAAAGAGGAAUAUGCCUACAUCCGACUUGCCUAACUGGGCUCAAGUGGGUUUUGGCUCGUCAAAGGAGCUAAACCGCAUCCAGACGAAAUGUUUCCCGACCGCUUUCAACGAUGAUGGUAACAUGCUCAUUUGCGCCCCAACUGGAUCUGGAAAAACAAAUGUGGCAAUGCUGGCAAUGCUCCGCGAAAUUGGAAAGCACCGGGACCCUCGGACUGGCGAGAUAAACCUUGAUGACUUCAAAAUAAUAUACAUCGCUCCGCUGAAGGCUCUCGUACAAGAACAAGUUGGAAACUUUGGCAAACGUUUGGAACCGUACGGCAUUCGGGUUGCUGAACUCACUGGCGAUCGACAGCUUACGAAGCAGCAAAUUGCUGAAACCCAAAUUAUUGUCACCACUCCAGAGAAGUACGAUGUCAUUACUCGUAAGGCCACUGAUACGAGUUAUAUUAACUUGGUUCGCCUAAUUUGUAUUGACGAGAUUCACCUUCUGCACGAUGAUCGAGGGCCGGUUCUUGAGAGCAUUGUUAGUAGAACGAUACGUCGUACCGAGCAGACUGGCGAGCAUGUUCGACUUGUUGGUCUUAGUGCUACACUGCCCAAUUAUCGCGAUGUGGCGAGCUUUCUUCGGGUAGAUCCUGAGAAAGGGCUCUUUCACUUUGAUGCAACUUUCCGACCGUGUCCAUUGAAGCAGGAAUUCAUUGGUGUUACAGACAAAAAGGCCAUCAAACAGCUCAAAACAAUGAACGACGUCUGCUAUACCAAGGUUCUGGAGCAAGUAGGCCAGAAUCGGAACCAGAUGCUGAUCUUCGUACAUUCUCGAAAAGAGACUGCGAAGACUGCGAAAUACAUCCGGGAUAAAGCACUCGAAAUGGAGACCAUCGGUCAGAUCCUUCGAACUGACUCUGCAAGCCGAGAGAUUCUUAGAGAAGAGGCGGAAGCUGUUCAGAACACCGACCUAAAGGACCUGAUGCCAUAUGGAUUCGGCAUUCACCACGCUGGCAUGUCGAGGGCAGAUCGAUCGUCGGUGGAAGAUCUUUUCGCCGAUGGAUCCAUUCAAGUUCUUGUUUGUACAGCCACCCUGGCUUGGGGUGUCAAUCUUCCGGCCCAUACCGUCAUCAUCAAAGGCACGCAGGUGUACUCUCCUGAAAAGGGUAGCUGGGUUGAAUUAAGUCCUCAGGAUGUCCUACAGAUGCUUGGUCGCGCAGGUCGACCUCAGUAUGAUACUUACGGCGAGGGCAUUAUCAUCACCACCCAAGCCGAAGUUCAGUACUACUUAUCACUCCUGAACCAGCAACUCCCCAUCGAAUCCCAAUUUGUCAGCAAGCUUGCAGACAACCUCAACGCAGAAAUUGUCCUAGGCAAUGUCCGUACUCGAGAUGAGGGCGUCGAAUGGCUUGGAUACACUUAUCUCUUUGUUAGAAUGCUUCGCUCCCCUGGCUUGUACAGCGUCGGCGCUGAUUAUGAGAAUGAUGAAGCUCUGGAGCAGAAGCGUGUGGAUUUGAUUCAUGCGGCCGCGCAUGUUUUGGAGAAAUGUAGCCUUAUCAAGUAUGAAAAGAAGUCGGGUAAGCUUCAGCCGACUGAACUUGGAAGGAUUGCCUCGCAUUACUACAUCUCACACAAUUCCAUGGCUACCUACAAUAGACAUAUCCAGCCUGGCAUCACCUCGAUCGAACUGUUCCGCGUUUUUGCAUUAAGCGAGGAAUUCAAGUACAUCCCGGUUCGGCAAGAAGAGAAGCUUGAGCUUGCGAAACUCCUUGGCCGUGUUCCGGUCCCAGUCAAAGAGGGCGUCGAAGAGCCUCAAGCCAAGAUCAAUGUCCUUCUUCAAGCUUACAUUUCUCGUCUUAAGCUGGAAGGUCUUGCGCUAAUGGCAGACAUGGUAUAUGUCACACAGUCGGCCGGUCGUAUCUUGCGCGCAAUAUUUGAGAUCUGCCUCAAGAAAGGCUGGGCUGAAGUGGCCAAAACAGCUUUGGAUCUAUGCAAGAUGGCUGAGAAACGGAUGUGGCCCACUAUGUCACCUCUCAGACAAUUCCCAAACUGUCCAAAGGAAAUUGUGCAAAAAGCGGAGCGCAUUGACGUACCAUGGAAGAGCUACUUUGAUCUCGAUCCACCAAAAAUGGGCGAACUUUUAGGCUUGCCAAAGUCUGGCAGGGUGGUGUGCCAGCUUGUCCAGAAGUUCCCCCGUCUCGAAUUAGAGACUUUUUUCCAACCCAUGACGAGAUCUAUGCUUCGCUUCGAACUUACUAUCAAGCCGAAUUUCGAGUGGGAUGACCAGCUUCACGGUAAUUCUGAGGCUUUUUGGAUCCUCGUAGAGGAUUGCGAUGGCGAAGAUAUUUUAUUCCACGACCAAUUCAUUCUCCGUCGGGACUAUGCCGAGAGUGACCAUAUCGUCGAGUUCACCGUCCCUCUGACAGAUCCCCUGCCACCAAACUACUUCGUCACUGUAAUUUCCGAUCGCUGGAUGAAUGCGGAAACGAAAAUGCCCGUCUCUUUCCGGAAGCUUGUCCUUCCAGAGAAGUUUCCGGCUCAUACGCAACUCCUGGAAUUGCAGCCAUUGCCCAUCUCUGAAUUAAAGAGGCGAGAAUAUCAAGAGUUGUACAAGGGCAUCAAUAGUUUCAACAGAGUCCAGACACAAGUCUUCAACUCCCUUUAUACUUCGGAUGAAAGCGUAUUCAUAGGGGCUUCUGCUGGGAUUGGCAAAACCUUCUGUGCUGAGUUUGCUAUCCUGCGCCAUUGGUCCGGAGAUGAGGAAGGCCGGAUCGUCUAUCUUGCGCCCUCUCAAGCCCUUGUAGACAACCAGUUCAAGAAUUGGGAGGCUCGUUUAUCAGGGCUUUGGGAAGGUAAGGACAUCGUUAGGCUUACCGGAGAGACUACGGCAGAUUUACGGUUACUUGAAAAGGGAGAUCUUAUCCUGGCCACCCCUUCGCAGUGGGACGUUAUCUCGCGGCAAUGGCAACGACGCAAGAACGUGCAAACUGUGGCUCUACUCAUCGCCGAUGACCUACACAUGUUGGGUGGUUCUGGAGGACAUAUUUACGAGACGGUGGUCUCGCGAAUGCAUGCUAUGGCUGCACAACUCGAGUCCAGGAUGCGGAUCGUUGGUCUCAGUGUUUCAUUGUCGAACGCUCGAGAUAUCGGCGAGUGGAUCGGCGCAACGAAACACACCAUCUUCAAUUUCAGUCCCAGGGUCAGAUCAGUGCCCCUGGAACUGCACAUCCAGUCUUUCACCAUUCCUCAUUUUCCCUCUUUGAUGCUGGCAAUGGCCAAACCGACAUAUCAGGCAAUCACACAACAUUCUCCAGACAAGCCAGUGAUGGUGUUUGUACCGAGCCGGAAACAAACGCGUGGAACAGCUUUGGACCUGUUCUCUGCUUGUGUCAUCGAAAAUGACGAGGACCGCUUCUUGAACGCCCCAUUAGAGGACAUCAAGCCCAUCCUAGCCAAAGUUAAUGAACAAGUCCUAGCAGAGUCGCUCUCCCAUGGUAUUGGAUACUUCCACGAAGCCCUUAACCCUUUCGACAAGAAAGCUGUCCAGCAUCUUUUCAAGGUUGGUGCUAUCCAGGUCAUGAUAGUAUCCCGAGAUUCCUGCUGGGAGGUUGACUGCAACGCGCAUACAGUCAUCAUUAUGGGCACUCAGUUCUUCGAAGGUCGGGAACACCGUUACGUCGACUACCCUAUCAGCGAGGUCCUACAGAUGUUUGGAAAGGCAGGCAGAGUUGGUGAGGACAAAUCUGCUAAGGGAUUCCUCUUCGUGCCGGCGGUCAAGCGAGACUACUAUAAGAAGUUCUUGGAUGAGGCCCUUCCCAUUGAGAGCUCCCUCCACAUUUUCCUACAUGAUGUUUUCGUUGCCGAAAUUAGCGCGAAGACGAUCGAGGCCACUCAAGAGGCUGUGGAUUGGUCUACGUACACGUACUUCUACCGACGCCUACUCGCGAACCCAAGCUACUACGGUCUUCAUGAUGUCUCACACGAAGGUCUCAGUGCGCAUCUCUCCGAGCUUGUCGAAGCAACGUUGAAAGAGCUUGCCGAUGCCGGCCUCAUCGAGCACGACGAAGAAGAAGACUCGAUUGCGCCACUGAAUCCAUGCAUGAUCGCUGCUUAUUACAACAUCUCCUUCGUCACCAUGCAGACGCUAAUGAUGUCGCUCAACGAAAAGAGCAGUCUCAAGAGCGUUCUGGAAAUUGUCACCGCAGCUACCGAGUUUGAGAGUAUCCAGAUUAGGCGCCACGAGGACCAUAUUUUGCGCCGGAUCUACGAGCGGAUACCUUAUAAGGUUCAGACACCAAACUUUGAAUCCCCGGACUUCAAAGCAUUCGUCCUCCUUCAAGCUCAUUUUUCGCGCAUGCAACUCCCCAUUGAUCUGGCUAAGGAUCAGGAAAUCAUUCUGAAGAAGGUGCUUAACAUUCUUAGCGCCAGCGUUGACGUUCUCUCCUCCGAGGGUCACCUGAAUGCCAUGACCGCCAUGGAAAUUUCACAGAUGGCAGUCCAGGGUAUGUGGCAGAAAGAUUCCCCACUUAAGCAGAUCCCACAUUUCGACAACGAUACUGUCAAAGCGGCGGAGAAGUUUGGUAUCAACGAUAUUUACGAGUUUAUGGAGGCUAUGGACCCGGAAGAGAAUAAGGACUACAAGAAGUUGGUCAAGGCGCUGAGCUUGGAGAAUAAGCAGCUGGCGGACGCAGCCAACUUCACGAACGACUACUACCCCAACGUGGAGAUGAACUUCGAGGUCAUUGAUCCGGGUGACAUCACUGCCAAUUCGCCAUCGUAUAUUAGUGUUGUCAUCACCCGUGAACUCGACGAAGACGAUGAGCCCAAGACCGAAGUCCACGCGCCGUUCUAUCCAGCAGAGAAGACUGAGAACUGGUGGCUUAUUGUCGGUGACCAAAAGAGUCAUAGCUUGUUAGCAAUCAAAAAGGUCACGGUUGGAAGGGAGCUGAAGACGAAGCUGGAGUUUACGGUACCGGAGCCCGGAGAGCAUGAAUUGACGCUGUAUUUGAUCAGCGAUAGUUACCUUGGUGUAGAUCAGGCGCCUACCUUUGCAGUUAAUGCUGCCGAAGGUAUGGAUGAAGACGAAGACGAAGAGGAUGACGAUGAUGACGAUGGAAUGUGGUACGAAAAUGGCCCGUGGAUAGGCAAUGCAGACCAAUUCUCAUUUCGUUUUGAUACCACAUUUAUGAGUAGUGUUCCACCAACGAGUGCUACGGCUCACAAAGUCGAAACCCUAGUAAGAGCGUAUGAUAUGGAAAUCGUACAACACGCGACCCUCGAAAUGAAACAUGUCGGAGAUACGAUAGCACUAAUCCACAUAUACCCUAGCACUCAAGAUCCCUCGGAAGGAAAUAGGCUCGGUAUCGCGAACACAUUCCGGAUUGCCGUGUGCUGGCAUGUACAUUACAAUCUCUUCAAAAAUGUCAAGGCAAAUCUCGCGGAUUGCAUUGACGCUUACCCACCCGAUCUGCCUCUUGAUCUAGCUGUGAUAAUGCAGUGA